CUGCGAAGCCAUGCUUGGGCAGCAGUGAUAGUGCCCAAGGGGCCUGGGCGGCCCCAGAUGCUGAGGAGGACAGCAGAGGACUGGAGACCACACUGAGGUGGACCUCCUCCACCCCAGAAACUGCAGAGUGUGCACUGAGAAGCCAAAGCCACGCAGCCGUCCAGUGGGCUCUGCCAGCCGCCCAGAGCCACCGGGAGCAGGUGAAAGGCACCUGCCAGCCGGGCGGUUCCUGGAAGCCAGCUGCUGCAGAGCAAACUGCCCCAGAGGGAUAGAGUGUCGACAGGGGCGGGGCCGAGCCUCAGCUUCUCCUCCCUGGGUCCUCCCUCAGCCUGAAGCCCCGGAGGGCCACUGGCCAGGUGAGGCCCCGUGCGCCUUUCCGGAGAUCAGCCUUGCCCCCACCUGAGGCUCGGCCUCCAGUGGGGGCCACAUGGCCUCUGUGAAUGACCAGCCAGGCUUCCCUAGAGGAGGCUAGGCCUACCAGGCCUGGGCCAAAGAGCUUCCUUGUCACAGAGAUGAGGAGCACUUCAGAGUUUCUGAAAACAGCCGGAGCGCCCCUGGUGUCGGCGACCUGGCUUCCGCGCAGCCCCCCUCCGGCCAUGCCCACGGUGGCGGCCGGGCCACAGAUGGAGCGCGUGGACAACGGCUCGCAGGGGGGACCCCAGCUCUUCCUCACCAGCGCGCUGGCCAGAGGCGUGUCAGGCGUGUUUGUGUGGACUGCUCUGCUGCUAACCUGCCACCAGAUCUACUCCCACCUCCGCUCCUACACCGUCCCGCAAGAGCAGCGCUUCGUCAUCCGCCUGCUGUUCAUUGUGCCCGUCUACGCCUUCGACUCCUGGCUCAGCCUCCUCCUCCUCGGGGGCCACCCUUACUACGUAUACUUCGACUCUGUGCGAGACUGCUACGAAGCAUUUGUCAUCUACAGUUUCCUGACUUUGUGCUUCCAGUAUCUGGGGGGCGAGAGCGCCAUCAUGGCUGAGAUCCGAGGCAAACCUAUCAGGUCCAGCUGCUUCUACGGGACCUGCUGCCUCCGGCGCAUGUCCUACUCCAUCACCUUCUUACGUUUCUGCAAACAGGCCACACUGCAGUUCUGCAUCGUGAAACCUGUCAUGGCUUUGAUCACCAUCAUCCUCCAGGCUUUUGACAAAUAUCAUGAUGGAGAUUUCAACGUCCGCAGCGGCUACCUGUACGUGACCCUCGUGUACAACGCCUCCGUGAGCCUGGCCCUCUACGCUCUGUUCCUCUUCUACUUUGCCACCAGGGACCUCCUGAGACCCUUCGAGCCAGUGCUCAAGUUUCUCACCAUCAAAGCCAUCAUCUUCCUCUCCUUCUGGCAGGGAAUGCUGCUGGCUAUCUUGGAGAGGUGUGGGGUCAUCCCCGAGGUCCAGGCCGUGGACGGCACCAGGGUGGGCGCCGGCACCCUGGCCGCUGGCUACCAGAAUUUCCUCAUCUGUAUCGAGAUGCUGUUUGCCUCACUUGCCCUGCGCCAUGCCUUCCCCAGCCAGGUGUACUCGGAGAAGAAGAACUCUCCAGCCCCACCAGCACCGAUGCAAAGCAUUUCCAGCGGCUUAAAGGAGACCAUCAGCCCACAGGACAUUGUCCAGGACGCCAUCCACAACUUCUCGCCAGCCUACCAGCAGUACACGCAGCAGUCUACACAUGAAACUCCUGGGCCGGGCCAGGGUGGGCACCCAGCACCCAGCACCCACCCUGGCCCAGCCAGUGGCUCCGGAGUGGGUAAGAGGAGCCGCAACAUAGAGAAACGUAUGCUGAUUCCCUCCGAGGACCUGUAGGGGUGGGGUAUGCGGAGCCUGGCUGGGCACCCAGCAUUCUUUGGUUUCUGGGGCGGUAACAGGGUCCUCACCUACCAGCAGCUCUUGACGGAGGCCCCGCCCCUUCUGAGAGCCUCACUGUGGGACUCACGGGGCCUCUUCUAUUUAUUCCAUGUAGUGCCCAGGGGGAAGCCACCUGGGCAAAUUGGACAAACCCAAGGACCCAGUGGGAUGUCUUAGUUACAGCCUGCAGGUGGAGCUGAGAGUUGGCCAUUCCUUCCAUGGGCAGGAGAGACGGAUGGUUAAAUUCCAGGCUGAGCAUCCCUCUGUAGAGAGGUGGCCAGGGAGAAUGGGUCCAGUCAGCCAGGGCUGGGGAGCCUCAUAGCCUGGGCCCGGCUGUGGCCAUCUUGGGUGCGUGGAGAAGGCCCCUUGCCCCACAUUCUAGCACAAUGCUUGGCGAGGCCUUUUCAAGGGCAGCCUAGCCUAUUUAGCACAACAGGGUUGUCAGUGCACCAGCCUGCCAGCUACUAGCUGCUUAUUUAUAGAUAAACACCUUGCAUUUUCUA
Meriones unguiculatus (Mongolian gerbil) is the source of this 2335-nucleotide messenger RNA. It is a transcript of the gene Tmem184a, whose product is annotated as transmembrane protein 184A. Bases 441 to 1790 code for a protein of 449 amino acids. Gene Ontology annotation, biological process: transport. The record is from RefSeq and is a predicted model, not a curated record. Gene Ontology annotation, cellular component: early endosome membrane. Gene Ontology annotation, molecular function: transporter activity. NCBI's taxonomy places the organism in Eukaryota, Metazoa, Chordata, Mammalia, Rodentia, Muridae. The transcript has 10 exons.